CUUGCCCCUAACUUACAGCAUCCGAAAGUCCCUCUCGUCCUAUCGUCCUAUACCACUAUGUCGGCUGCAAAGGAUAAAUCCAAGGUUCACAAGCUGUCCUUGAAAGGAUCGGCGAAGCUGGUCGCAGAAUUCUUUGAAUACUCCAUCAAUUCUAUUCUUUUCCAGCGGGGUGUGUAUCCUCCGGAGGACUUCACUACGGUUAAGAAAUAUGGCCUCAACAUGCUCGUCACCUCCGACGACCAAGUCAAAGCCUACAUCAAGAAGAUUAUGUCGCAAUUGAACAAGUGGAUGAUGGGAGGGAAAAUCUCCAAACUUGUGGUUGUGAUCACAGACAAAGAGACUGGGGAGCACGUGGAGAGAUGGCAAUUUGACGUCCAAAUCUUCGGCAGACACUCCAAGAGCCACUCUUCCAAGUCGACUGGCGACAAAGAGAACGCUACCCCCGGCGACAAGGAACCCCAACCCGCCACCGUGGAGAAGACCGAGAAGGAGAUACAAGAGGAAAUCCAGGCGAUCUUCCGGCAAAUCACCGCCUCCGUGACCUUUCUGCCCGUGCUCAACGGAUACUGCACCUUCAACGUCCUGGUGUACGCGGACGCCGACUCCGAGGUCCCCGUCGAAUGGGGCGACAGCGACGCGAAAGAGAUCAAGAACGCGGAGAAGGUCCAACUCCGGAGCUUCAGCACGAACAACCACCGAGUCGAGACUCUAGUCAGCUAUCGCCUGGCUGAUUGAUUGAGAUUCCUUGUUUUUUGUUUCUUCUUUCAAACGGCGUUGUGGGAAUGAGAGGAAGGCGGAGUAGCAUCUGGGACAUUUGACAUACACAUUCUUCGGGGACCUUCAUACAUCAAACCCAUGUAUUCUUUGCAAAAUCGCACACAAUGAACGACUUUAAU
Molecule: messenger RNA, 896 nt
Organism: Aspergillus uvarum CBS 121591
Lineage: Eukaryota; Fungi; Ascomycota; Eurotiomycetes; Eurotiales; Aspergillaceae
Product: spindle checkpoint protein MAD2
Exons: 8
Coding region: 58-735 (225 amino acids)
Biological process (GO): mitotic spindle assembly checkpoint signaling
Cellular component (GO): nucleoplasm; kinetochore; cytoplasm
Source: RefSeq, a predicted model, not a curated record